Alternaria novae-zelandiae is the source of this 2283-nucleotide messenger RNA. RefSeq lists its product as uncharacterized. Gene Ontology annotation, cellular component: mRNA cleavage and polyadenylation specificity factor complex. The record is from RefSeq and is a predicted model, not a curated record. Bases 1 to 2283 code for a protein of 760 amino acids. The transcript has 6 exons. Lineage: Eukaryota; Fungi; Ascomycota; Dothideomycetes; Pleosporales; Pleosporaceae.
AUGAGUUCGCAAACGAUACAGCAAAUGGAGUCCGCCCGGUCGCUCGCGUUAGGCGACGGUAGAUACUAUCCUACCAUCAUACCGGGCGUGCUCCCCAUCAUCGGCUACAGUGAAGACCAGAGCAUCGAGAUACAGCGCUGGGGUGCCGACUUUCUGGCCGAGGCUUUUGCGUCGCCAACAUGGCCUCAAGAUGUCAAGCAGAACAGCGCGCCCUCUGUGCUGGCUACCCUGAAAGCCUACCUCGACAAUGUUGAAGACAAGAGCGUCAUCAAGAGCGCCAUCCAGGCGGCUGCCAGCGUGUACCCGCUUGUCUACAAACACAUUGUCUCCGACGCCAGCGAUGCCCAGAAAUGGCAGCUCAUGGCCGGCAUCAAGUCCAACAUCUUGCGACGAAUGGAUGCAGCUGCGCCCGGUGUGCGGAUAUGUUGCGUCAAGUUCCUCCAGCAAGUCGUCCUGGUACAGACACCAGGCGUUACGGACCCUAGGCGCGCCGACCCGAACGACAUCUCCCUCUCCCUCGUAUCCCGCGACCACCCCCUCAUACCCUACGCGAGCCUCGAGGCUGAAGGACACGGGCUGUUGGACAGGUUGCUGGAUAUCAUACACGGAGAUCACAGUGACGGCUUGCUUGUGACUGCGACACUCAACAGCUUGGGCAUGUUAAUUCACCGCCGCCCAAAUGUUGCAAAUAAGAUCUUGAACAGUGUCUUCAACUUCAACCCUCUCAAGCUCGCCAAUUCGCCCAUGACGCCCAAGAACAAGGUCAUCAUGAAGUCAAUUGAGCGCACAACAAGGGCACUGCUUGUGAACAUCAUAAAGAGAAACUCCCCAGAUAACCCCAUCAACGGACGGAUACAGCAGUUCCUUGAACGCAUGCAUCGUACACGGGUUGAAGUGUUCGAUGAAUCUAACCGUAAACGUCCGGCACCGGUUGAGCCCACUGAUGGUCUUGACCCGGCAAAGAGGCAACGCUUAGUCGCUGAGCCUCCAAGUCGCACGCCAUCCGUCCAACCGCUACCGCCUGGUGAAGUGAGCUGGCGACAACUAUACACACUGAACGCCGAGGGCAGCACUGCCAACUUUGAUGUGCAAAACUUCAGGGAUCCCGAGCAAUUGCUGAGGAUAGUCGUGCCUGUUCUGCAGUCGGUGAACCCACAGAAGCUUGAACAAGCUAUCAACGCCGUCCGCGCUCGUUAUCAGACACUCAAACAGACCGCACCAAGUCGCCCUGUACAGCCCCCACCGACCGCCGCCGCAGAAGACGAAGAAGAAUACGAGCCCGACUUCGAGCCCGAAGACGCUGAACAACUCAUCAACAAGCUCGAUGGCAUCCCCUCGAAUCCCUUCUCCUCACAAGGCGGACCGUCAACCGCGUUAGCACCCUACAAGCUGCCCGAGGCACCUCCGUUAUCAGAACAGGAUGUUCAGAAGUACGGUGACAUGACCGUACAUCGAGCCUUCGGCAUGCUGAGCAGUGUAGAUGAGACACAGAAGAGCAAAGUCGCUAAAGGCGGCUUCAACCGACUUGCGGCCACCGAUUACAACAGAGACGCCUGGGUCACUAUACUCUCUCGACUAGCUACACGAGCCAGCGCUGGCCUAGACGAUCCGGAAGAAGGCAUCAAAGAUGAAUACGCCGUUAAGAACGCCAAGGGCAACAUGCACAUCAGCGAUGCGGUAAGAGAUGGCCUGUAUCAGUACAUACUGUACAACUGGAAGUCGCGCAUCGAUGUUGCCAUUUCGUGGCUCAACGAAGAAUGGUACAACGACAUGGUCCUCGCCGAGUCCGCCGAAGACACCGCUACAAACGGCUCGUCCAACCACCACACCUCGCCGAAGCCACCAGGGAACUACCACCGCUGCGCCCUCCGCCUCAUCGACGGCAUCCUACCCUACAUCGAGCAUACCGAUAAGAUCAUCAUCCGCUUCCUCUCCGAGAUCCCCGCCAUCGACUACAGCAUCCUCGUGCGCCUCAAGAAGAUGGCCGAAGACCCUGAGCGCAUCGACUUGGCGUGUAACACACUCCACUACCUGUACAUGUUCCGUCCGCCUGUCCGCAAGAUCGUCGUCGAUAUCCUGGCAGAGAUGUGGACGGAGAAUGAGCGGGCGAAACCUAGUGCGCAGAAGUUGCUGGUUAGGUGGAGGCCGGAGGUGCUUGGUGAGGGUAGGAGCGUCAGUAUGCCUACUAUGGUUAAGAACGAGAGUAGUGCGGGGGCUGGUGGGGAUACGCAGAUGGUUAAGGAGAGUGCUAAUGGCGCUUUGGAGGUUAAGGCUGUUUCGUAG